Ziziphus jujuba (common jujube) is the source of this 3360-nucleotide messenger RNA. Its product is annotated as proline--tRNA ligase, cytoplasmic. Lineage: Eukaryota; Viridiplantae; Streptophyta; Magnoliopsida; Rosales; Rhamnaceae. Gene Ontology annotation, cellular component: cytoplasm; aminoacyl-tRNA synthetase multienzyme complex. Gene Ontology annotation, biological process: prolyl-tRNA aminoacylation. Gene Ontology annotation, molecular function: ATP binding; proline-tRNA ligase activity. The record is from RefSeq and is a predicted model, not a curated record.
ACUCGGAGCUGCUUGGACUAUCCUCCGCUGCUGAGUCUAGCCUUAUCCAACCCAUCUGUCUCGUUCCUUCUCAGUCACAUCUUAUACGCUGUGUCUUGGGAUUCUUGAUCCAUACAUUCUAAUAUUUUUCAAUUUUUCUUUCAAAGGGAACAGCGUAACGACUUGCCGAAACAAACAUUUUUUUUUUUUUUUGGGUAAAUAAACAAACACUUUGUUUGUGAUUCGGGAUGCCCAAGGCAUGCCAGAAAUAGGAAUAAAAUAGGAGAACAUUUAAAUCCGGUGAGGUCAUGCUGGUCAUUGGCUUUCUUUUUUUUCUUUUUUUUUUUUUUUUUAAGAAGAAAAAAUAAUAUAAAAUGGAGAGCAUUGAAUAAGGGUCGGGCUGAACACGGAUUGGGUUGGGUGGAAAAAUAAUAACCGAUCUCAAUCAGGUCGGAUUGAUUAAGCUUGUUGUACUCGAUUCAACCCAACUCUACCCAAUAGUUCAUAGAAUCCAAUCCAAUCCAAUAAUAGUAGGGUAGGAUUGGAUGAUCGAGCUGAGCUUUUAAGUCGGGUGUAAAUCCACAUAUGAAUUUUGAUCAUUUUUCAACAAAUAUUCAAACAAAUAGGUCCGACUCUUAAUUUUGGCCUUUUCAGUUUAUGAAAAAAUCAAAUUACUAUGGCAUUAACUAGAUUGAAGCUACAUGUUACGACUUUUUUUGUCAUAUCCAAAUAUAAUAUAGAGCAAUUGUAGAGAGAGGGUUAAAAAAAAAAAAAUGCUUUUCUUAUAAAUUUCGGAAUUAAAAAAAAAAUUGUGUGGCCAGUUUAAUGUUUCAAGCAAGACCUUAAAAAAGCAUUCUACAUAUUUUUAUUUAUUUUUUUAAAUCCUGCAUUUUUUUUAAGAUCGAAGAAGAGAUAUAUUGUAUUUUUUUUUUCUUUUUAACGAUUGAAUAUUGAAAUAGAAAAACCAAACCAGGGUUCUUUUACUCACUCAAGAACAAAGAAAAGUUAACAAAAGAAGAAAAGAAGUAGUGAAACUGAAAGGGCUUUCUGAUGAGCAGUGAAGUAAACUCAAGUUCUGACUCAGAUUCUUGGUGUUACAGAGACCACUUGUAGCUUGUGGUGGUGAUAGAAACAAGUAGUGCAAUUGGUCGGCGAUGGGAUUCAAAAGCUAGAAGAAUAGUUGGGGGUGAAAAGUAAUUGCUGAGAGUGGAGACGAGAGGUUGGAGGCUGAGAAAAGAAGAGCAAAACCAAUUUUAGGGCAAAAUGGAUUGAGACUUUUUUUUUUUUUAAUUUGAGGUUAUUUUAUUUGUUUUGUACUAAUGGAUAGAUGAAAAAUUAUAUUCUUUUUAAUUAGUAACAAUAUAUGGGUCAGGUUCGGUUAUACCAAAGUUUUUAAUAUAUAACCCGAUACUCAACUUGAUGAAGUCGGGUUGGAAAAAAGCCAACCGACAUCCAUUCCCGCCUAGAUGGUAUCGGUUUCACUUAUUACUGGGUCGGAUCGGUUGAAUUUGGUAGGUUGGCGUUUAAUGAACAGCCAUAAAUAAGGGUACUAUAAAAAUUUGAAAAUUAUAUGAGCAUUAAAUAGGCUUUUCCACAUGUUAUGCUUUUAUUUAUUUUUAUGGUACAACUUGGGUAGGUACUUAUUGAGCCUCUAUUACCCUGUACAGGGUCUAGCUUUUCAAUCGCAAAAAUAUUUUUAUAUUAUUAUGUAUACAUAUAUAUGUCACACGCACACGCAGACUAAAACACGUUUUACUUGGAAUAUGCUGUAUACAUCUAUGUUACGCGUGACUGAGAGGAGUUGGUCCCUAUUUUUUAUUAUUAUGAGUUGGACCUUAAUAUCUAUAUAAAAUAAUAAGUAACGUAGUUUCGUCUUGCUGACAAAAAUAAAUCAGUUUUGUUUUGCAACAACUUUGCCCUAAAUGAUAAAUACAUUGAUUAAUUAAUAUUGUGGUAUCUACGUAUCUUGUUCUUGUUAUGGUCGGCUAGGACUUGUUUCCGGAAAUAAGUUGAUGACAUUCAUGUUACUACGCCUAAAAUAACAGCAGGCCAAAAUAUAUAUAUAUAUAUAUAUAUAUAGUGGAUAUGGGGACACCGCGAUCUUCCUUUGAAAUUCAACCAGUGGUGUAAUGUGGUUCGGUGGGAGUUCAGCAAUCCAAUCCCAUUCAUCAGGAGGCAUGAGUUUCUUUGGCAAUAAGGGCACACCGCUUUCGCAACCAAGUUAGAGGCGGAUAAAGAGGUAUUGUUGAUAUAUAGGAAUUGUAUAAACGGGUAUAUGAAGAGUACUUGGCUGUUCCUGUUGUAAUGGGCCACAAGAGUGAGUUGGAGAAGUUUGCUGGUGGACUUUAAACAACAAGUGUCCAGGCGUUUAUUCUGAAUAGCGGCCGUGGCAUUCACGCUGCGACUUCACAUUGCCUGGGUCAGAAUUUCGAAAGAAUGUUCGAGAUUGAUUUUGAGAAUGAAAGAGGAGAGAAAACCAUGGUGUGGCAGAAGUCAUGGACCUAUAGCACUCGAACCACCGGAGUCAUGAUGAUGGUUCAUGGGGAUGAUAGUGGCUUGGUUCUGCCACCUAAAGUAGCUGCUGUCCAAGGUCACAUCCCAUGCAAAGAUGCUGAUGCUCAAGCAAUUUUUGAUGCCUGUGCUACCACUGUGAAGGUGUUGAAUGAAGCAGGUAUUCGUGCCGAGGCUGAUUUUAGGGACAACUACUCUCCUGGUUGGAAGUACGCGCAUUAGGAGAUGAAAGGUGUUCCUCUGAGGAUCGAAAUUGGAUCCAAGGAAUUGGCUCAUGACACGAUAAGUGUUGUUCACCGUGACAAUUCGGAAAGAGCAGAAAUACCAAUGGCAAACUUGGUUGAGAAAGUAAGGGAAAAGCUGGUCACCAUUCAAAAGAGCCUGUAUGAUGCUGCCGAACAAAAGCGAGAUGCUUGCAUUCAGACUGUUAGGACUUGGGAUGAAUUUAUUGAAGCACUUGGCCAGAGGAAGCUGAUCUUUGCUCCUUGGUGUGAUGAGGAGGAGCUCGAGGAGGAUGUGAAAGCAAGGGCAAAGGGAGAGAUGGGAGCAUGUAAGACUCUGAUCUGUACACCAUUUGAGCAGCCAGAACUUCCCAAAGGUACAUCUGGGAAACCAGCAAAGAAGUGGACCUAUUGGGGCAGGAGUUAUUAGAGACCUCAACCUGAACUGAAGCAUGGUAGAAUGUGGGGUCGUGCACUUGGAGCUGUGGGGAAAAUCCCAAUUUUCACAAUCUAAUUAAUUAAUAUCUUGCUUUAUUUGAGUCAGAACACAUUAUAGUAUUUGUUUAUAUAUAAUUUUUUUUUUUUUAAGCAUUGAAAUAUCUAAAUUUUUUAGUCGCUCUUAUAUAAGAAUAAUAUUUAUUUAAAAGCA